Folsomia candida is the source of this 1301-nucleotide messenger RNA. Its product is annotated as homeobox protein OTX2. Gene Ontology annotation, molecular function: DNA-binding transcription factor activity, RNA polymerase II-specific; RNA polymerase II transcription regulatory region sequence-specific DNA binding. The record is from RefSeq and is a predicted model, not a curated record. Gene Ontology annotation, biological process: regulation of transcription by RNA polymerase II. NCBI's taxonomy places the organism in Eukaryota, Metazoa, Arthropoda, Collembola, Entomobryomorpha, Isotomidae. The coding region runs from base 127 to 1206 and encodes 359 amino acids. The transcript has 5 exons.
AUUUUCACUACAACAUUCACUCUAAAAAGGAAAAUCUACCAAGUUGAGAUUUCAGUCCGAAUUUUGAUUUCCGGGAUACAACAUCUAAGGAAAGAAAGUUUAGUUUUUUGGGGCUAGUUGAGAAAAAUGGCGAGCAAUGGUCAUCCCCACGCAUUUUUAGUUCAAGGUGGUCCUUUUGCCCCCGUGGCGAGUGAGAUGGUUCUCGAGGAGUACAUGUUUGGGAGGAGGAGGCAGCGAAGGAAUCGUACCACAUUCUCCCCUCAACAGUUAUCCGAAUUGGAGUCUCUCUUUGGAAAAACGAAAUAUCCCGAUAUCAUAACAAGAGAGGAGAUUGCGAUAAAAAUUAACUUGUCUGAAGCCAGGGUCCAGGUUUGGUUUCAGAACCGGAGAGCGAAAUGGAGGAAAAACGCACGUCUUCAAUUUAUGCAGGACGCUUGGCGCAUGAGAUAUUUAGGAAUGCAUACCAGCAACACGGACAAUAUUGCGAAAGGGAAUGAAUCCACGACCCCACCGGAUGCGCUGUCAGCAUCUUCGCCCUCAUCGAAAAUCCGGCCUGAUGAAGGCGACGACGAUGACGACGAGACGGGGAGGAUGACCACGAACACUCCCCCACUUUCCGUUACGUCCUCUUCGCCAGGGAACUUGAGCCCGGGUUCAGAUAACCUUCGUCACGGGGGGACGGAAAUUGGGACAAAUCGACUUCUUCUCAACCAAACGAGAGAGCAUCAUAGUCACCAACUUUAUUGUGCGGAACGACUCCGAAUUGCAGCACAGACAUUCUGCAUGCUCCAACAACAAAGUCAGACUGGAUCGUCUCCUAAUUUUGGUGGGAUGUCGUCCCCCACGUCGCUGCUGCCCUCGCUUUGUCACUGUCUCCCUUCCCCAAAGGAAGAACCAGGACAAUUUGGCCACCUCCAGAACAGAGUCCCUACAUCGUCCCCCUCCUUCCUGCAUCUCCAGCUCCAACAACCGCACCCCUUAUUUCAUGGGAGCAUUUUGUCAAAAGGUGGAAACAGCAGUCUCAUCGUCCCCAACAAAAAUUCUUCCACUACUCCGACGACCGUUAAUACAACGGGUGACCAAGGUCAGUCUCGUCAUCACAGUAAUUCGUCACCUUCAGCGUCUCCUUCGUCUUCUUGUGAUUCUUUCCACCCUUCUGUCGAAGGUUCUUCCAGCAAGUCGCCCAGUCGCACGAUGAGUACUUGAGUGAUCUUCAGUUUAAAUGUACAUGCAAACAUAUUUUUAUGCUUAAUUAUGAUGAAUAUUUAUGUGAUUUGUGUUACUUUACGCAAUUGUAAAUA